Messenger RNA from Choloepus didactylus (southern two-toed sloth), 945 nucleotides. RefSeq names its product olfactory receptor 51V1-like. Gene Ontology annotation, biological process: G protein-coupled receptor signaling pathway. The record is from RefSeq and is a predicted model, not a curated record. Bases 1 to 945 code for a protein of 314 amino acids. Gene Ontology annotation, cellular component: membrane. The transcript has a single exon. Lineage: Eukaryota; Metazoa; Chordata; Mammalia; Pilosa; Megalonychidae. Gene Ontology annotation, molecular function: G protein-coupled receptor activity; olfactory receptor activity.
AUGCUGGCUUUUCCUGUUGAUGACACAAAUUCCUCAAUCUUUUUCCUAACAGGAUUCCCUGGCCUGGAACAGCAGUAUCCCUGGCUCUCCAUCCCUUUCUCCUGCAUCUAUGCUAUGGUACUGUCAGGGAACUGCCUGGUCCUCCAUGUGAUCCGGACUGAGCCAAGCCUGCAUGAGCCCAUGUUCUACUUCCUAGCCAUGCUGGCCCUCAGUGACCUGUGCAUGGGGCUGUCCACAGUGCACACGGUGUUGGGGAUCCUGUGGGGGCUCAGCCGGGAAGUCAGUCUUGAUGCCUGUAUUGCACAGACUUACUUUAUCCAUGGUCUGUCCCUCACAGAGUCUGGGGUCCUUCUUGCCAUGGCUUUUGAUCGGUUUAUAGCAAUUUGCAAUCCUCUGAGGUAUACAUCUAUACUAACCAAUGCCAGGAUCAUCAAAAUUGGGCUGGGAAUUUUAGGAAGGAGUUUCAUGUUCAUUAUUGCUCCCAUAACUCGCCUAAAAUUUUUCCAUUAUUGCCGUCCCCACAUCCUCUCCCACUCCUUCUGCCUGCAUCAGGACCUACUCCGGCUGGCCUGCUCUGACAUUCGAUUCAACAGCUUCUAUGCGUUAGCCCUGGUAAUCUGCACCCUGUUUUUGGAUUCAGUACUCAUCCUUGGCUCCUAUAUCUUGAUCCUCCACUCAGUCUUGGCUAUUGCAUCCCAAGAGGAGCAGCUCAAGUCAUUGCAGACCUGUGUCUCCCACAUCUGUGCAGUCUUGGUUUUCUAUAUCCCAAUCAUUGGUCUCACAAUGGUGCACCGCUUUGGGAAGCACCUCUCUCCUGUGGUUCUUGUCCUCAUGGGCAACAUCUACAUCAUCUUCCCACCCCUGAUGAACCCCAUCAUCUACAGUGUGAAGACCCAACAGAUCCGUAGCAGGAUUCAGAGGUGGUUCUCCAUGAAGAGGUACUGA